CGGCAAUUUAUUAUCCAUGGGCGAGUUUUCUUCUUAACCUGAAUUAACGGCUGUUCCUUUCCAUUUUCAUUAUUGGUGCAGCAGUGGUCCCAGUGGCAUCCGUCAACGUGAAUCAUCACCCUAAUUUACGUCACGAUGUCGGGAGGUGUGGACGUUCUAGCCCUUAAAGAGGAAGAUGUUACCAAAAUGUUGGCGGCAAGUGCCCAUUUGGGCACUACCAACGUAGACUACCAGAUGGAACAAUACGUUUACAAACGACGAUCUGACGGUGUUCACAUUUUGAAUCUACGGAAACUUUGGGAAAAGCUCCUCUUGGCGGCUAGGGCUAUCGUGGCUAUCGAGCAUCCUGCUGAAGUCUUCGUCAUUUCCAACAGGCCUUACGGUCAACGAGCAGUACUUAAAUUCGCCGCUCACACUGGAGCAACACCCAUUGCCGGAAGAUUUACCCCGGGUGCCUUUACCAAUCAGAUCCAAGCUGCUUUCCGCGAGCCCCGUCUGUUGAUCGUCACUGAUCCCGCGUUUGAUCAUCAACCCGUUACCGAAGCAUCUUACGUAAAUAUCCCCGUAAUUGCUUUGUGUAAUACGGACAGUCAUUUACGGUUCGUUGAUAUCGCCAUCCCUUGCAACAACAAGGCUCCGAACAGCAUUGGAUUGAUCUGGUGGUUAUUGGCUCGUGAGGUUUUGCGCCUUAGGGGUCUUAUCCCGAGAGAAACCAAAUGGGAUGUGGUAGUUGAUUUAUUCUUCUACCGCGACCCUGAAGAGGCCGAAAAAGAAGAACAAGCUGCCAAGGAAGUUGCUGUUGCUAAGGCGGUGGUCGAGGUUCCUCAUGAAGCACCAGACCUAGAUUGGAGUGCUCCAGCCGAACAAGAUUGGGGAGAACCCGCUGCAGUUGUACCGGGUGCAACACCCGCGGUGAGUGUGCCAGUAGAGGCAGCUCCUUUCUCGGUGCCACCAGCUACCGAGGAUUGGGCUACUGAGGUGGCUCAAGAACAGUGGAGCGCUGGACAGCCACAAGUUGUUCCUGCUGCGCCCACCCCCAACUGGGGGGCAUCGUCCGGCUGGGAUUAAAACAGUGUUCAGUACCAUAUGUCGCAUUUGGACUGUCGAAAUAAACUUCGCAUUUGCUUAUCUUAUCAUAUAAGAAGUAAGUGCGGUGUUUUUUUUCGUUUCAAAGAAUAAAAUAAUCAAUAUGAAA
Dendroctonus ponderosae (mountain pine beetle) is the source of this 1195-nucleotide messenger RNA. It is a transcript of the gene sta, whose product is annotated as 40S ribosomal protein SA. Gene Ontology annotation, cellular component: cytosolic small ribosomal subunit; 90S preribosome; ribosome. The record is from RefSeq and is a predicted model, not a curated record. Gene Ontology annotation, biological process: ribosomal small subunit assembly; cytoplasmic translation. Gene Ontology annotation, molecular function: structural constituent of ribosome. The coding region runs from base 136 to 1068 and encodes 310 amino acids. Lineage: Eukaryota; Metazoa; Arthropoda; Insecta; Coleoptera; Curculionidae. The transcript has 7 exons.